Triticum urartu is the source of this 1889-nucleotide messenger RNA. RefSeq lists its product as uncharacterized. Lineage: Eukaryota; Viridiplantae; Streptophyta; Magnoliopsida; Poales; Poaceae. The record is from RefSeq and is a predicted model, not a curated record.
UCACCUUCCUCUGUUUGUCUUGUUUUCCUCUUUCACUUUCGCUGUAUGGCCAUGCUUUGCCGCUCCGUGCUCGGAGGCCGUGUGGGGGCUCGGUUCAUUCUCCGCAGUGACUGGGCGGGUGAGUGAGUGAGCGAGCGAGCUCAGUGGGGUUUGGAGCUGGUGGGAAGAGGCUCGCUCUUGCUCUGCUCACGCCAUCGCGCUCCAAUGGCAGCCUCGCUAGCAGGAGCGGCGGAGCAGGCGACCCCUCCCCCCGCUGCGGAGGGAACCAAGAUGGGGGUCAUGUCUCCGACGAAGCUGAGGAUGAAGCUGCUGGGAAUGGGAUCCCAUCCCCAUCCCCAUCCCCAUCCCCACGGAGCCGCCAGCAAGGACGAGGUGGCCAGCAAGUCGCCGUCCAGGCUCCACGCCGACGACCACCCCAAGAACAGCCUCCUGCCGCCCCAGGAGCUCGACGAGGGCUCCUCGGAGUACCCCAAGGACCGCUCGGACUCCUCUUCCCGGUCGCGCUCCAGCGGGAGCCACGGCAGGCCUGCUGCUCACUCCGGCAGCUUCGAGUUCCACAUGGAGGAGAGGGCGGCCGUGGCCGGGCUCGGGCCCUUCUUCCGGCAGGUGCCGUCCAAGUGGAACGACGCGGAGAAGUGGAUCGCCGGGAGGCACGUCGUCCACUCCAACCCCAUCUUCUCCAAGAAGGCCGCCGCCGUGCACGGCCACAGCGGUGUCGGCGGAGGCUGCGUGCGCGUCGCGCCGGAGUCUGCGCCGCCGCCGUCGGACGCGAAGAAGGCGGGCGGCGGGAGCGCGCUGACAGAGCUGCCGCGGUCGCCUUCGCCGUCGUCGUCGCUGUCGUCGGUCACCGGGCCGGCGAGCAAGCAGCGUCGCGACACGAAGCUCCGCACCCAGGUGGGCGCUCCGGCGGCGCAGUCGUCGUCGGUGUCGAUGAGGGACGUCGGCACGGAGAUGACGCCGAUCGCCAGCCAGGAGCAGUCGAGGAGCGGCACCCCGGCCGGCGCCGCCACGCCGUCCCUCAGCCCGCUCUGCUCGGUGCCGGCGUCGCCGUCCGCGUCGGAGCGGGAGCUGCAGAUCAGGACGCGCCGGGAGAUCGCCGCGCUCGGGCUGCAGCUGGGCAAGAUGAGCAUCGCGUCGUGGGCCAGCAAGGAGGAUCGCAUCCGCGCCUCGCCGGAGAAGAGCGCCGGCGAAGAAGACGAAGCCAGGAGGGAGGAGUUCGAAGCUCGAGCUGCGGCAUGGGCGGAGUCCAAGAAGUGUAAACUUGCAUCAAGAUAUCAGAGGAAGGAGGUGAAGAUUCAGGAGUGGGAGAACUGCCAGAAAUCCAAAUUCGAAGCCAAGAUGAGGCAUGCAGAGGUGCAGGCCGAUCAAAUGAAGGCGCGGGCGAAGAACAGCCUGACCAAGAGGCUGUCCACAUUGAGCCACAAGGUGGAGGGGAAGCAGGCGAGGGUCGAGGCGAGGCGGAACCGGCGGGCGGUCCGGCUGGCGCGGCAGGUGGAGCGCAUCCGGAAGACCGGCCGCGUGCGGUCCCGGUUCCGGUGCUGCAGCUGGUUCCUCUGCUGAAAACCAAGCAAAAUUCAGCUUGCCUCUGAAAUGCAGCCUGACUGAAGAGAAGCCUGAAUGUCUCAGUGCAAGCCUCUGGGACAAUAUGUACAUGAAAUUGUUUGAAUCAAUGUGCUGUAGGUGUUGCUUUGCUCUGUAGUCUGUACAAUCUGAAUUGCUGUGACCUGAGCUACAGCAUGUUGCCAUUGAUAACAUGAGCUAAUGCCAAUGGCCUGCUGACUAAUGUACUGAGAACUUGAAAUCAUCUUUUUAACUUGGUAGUGAUUGUAGAAAAAAAGGAAAAAUAUGGCAUUUUAUCUAGGAAAAAAAAUAUAUUAAUUGGUCAGCUC